CCGUUCCUCUUCUUCUAUCGCUCCCCCUCUCUCUCACGCUUCAAGUGACCUCUGCUGCACAAUGUCUAACUCGUGGGCGAAAGGAUCUUCUAACAACCUGUCUUGGGGGGCAGCAGCGAGCGGCAAGCCUAAGUCAACCAAGGGGAGAUACGUACCCCCGCCCGCUACCGGCGGCGGCGCAGCUGGGUCUGCCGCACGAGCGGCGGCACCGGCUGGAGGGGGCAAGAUGAAGUACGUGCCCCCGCCGACCAACGCCGGCGCUUGGAACCGCCCCAAGGCUACUGGGCAAGGCCCUUGUCAGUGGAAGGAGCUGGCGGAUAAGGAGGAUGCUCAACUGAAGGCAAGCAAGAAGGUCAUGAGGGCCGAGGCGAAGCAGAACAACUCGGUCGGCAUGAGCGGGAACGAUAAGGCCGACAUCGCCGCAACCAAGAUGGAAUUCGACCUGUGGACGAAGACCGACGUGACGAAGACGAGGAACUGGGCCAAGGCGGAGGAGUGCAGGAUCCCCAACAAGCGUGUCGCCAAGGGUGGCAGACUGCACAAGUUCAUCAACAUCCUGUUGAACAACUGCGAGUUCAUCAGUGAGCGGCUCGCCUCGGAGAAAAGGUACCAAGAUGCGUGCCGAGACCCGACCUUGCCUUCCGGUCUCGACCUCAAGAGGCAGUUCGUGGCUCCCCUUGCCAAAAGAGUGCUGAACAAGGUGGAGGACGAGGAGAACGAGCAGGCAUUCAAGGAUGACGACCCGGACUCGGACGACAGCGAGGGGCGCGCCAUGUGAUGCGGCACGACGUGAUGCUGCGCCAUGUCCCACGUGAUGGCCGACGUUGUUUGUUAUUGUUGUUGUUGUUUUCAAGAGGUUCGGUGGGCGAUGUGCGUGGUCGGCCCAGCGGCGCACAGCCGGCUUCCCACCGCCGUGCGAUAGGCGUGGCUGGUGAACUUGACCAAAUGUGGUGCGGCGAUGUUUUGCCCUGCAUUUGGUGCCGGGCGUUGCAGUACAACCGUUUACUCUUUCUGCCGUGUGCAUUUGUUGGCGUUAAUGAGGCGUAGUUUUCAGAGUACGACGCAUCUCGUUCCGUACAUGUCUCGUGUAGCAUACUUCUUAUCUGAUGGUAUUUUUUUUUCUUGGAGAAACGGAAGUCAUUUACAAUCCUUUUGCUACAAGUGGUCGUUGAAAGGGGUAGUUCGGGAGAGAGGCCACAAAUUCAUGGCCGUCCCCGAGCCGUUAGACAACAAACCGUUAAGGGCGGAGCAGGGUUUAGGCACUCAUCAUGCUUGCUACACCUGACCGUUAGGGAUUUCCUCUCCUUGCAAAAUUGUUAAGGAUAAUUUUCUGGCUGUGACCACCGCUCUACUGCGAGAACCCAGCAAUGGUUGAUUAUUCUUUGUACAGCAGUGCAGUGUUGAUGGGUAAACAUGUUGAUCGAUGCAGAAAUCAGAUGCACCCACCUGGAACGAAUUUUGAGUGGUCAAGACUUCGCGGUGACGAUAUGUUCUUGAUCAGUCGGUCCAUGAGGUUAUACUUGUAUUUGUGAUCUAGUCUACAGGUAUUUCUUGUGUCGUCUGGGAGUGCUCUUCUUUCCUUCGUGUGUACCUAAGUGAGCGAGUUGUUUGUGAUGUUGGACUGGGUGGGCUCGGCCUCUAUCCCCCCCCCUGAAGCAGUACGUUGAAGGUCUGAUUGGCGGUAAGAAGGCCAUCGUUUCUCUUG
Ectocarpus siliculosus is the source of this 1705-nucleotide messenger RNA. The record is from the annotation of a GenBank genome assembly. Lineage: Eukaryota; Phaeophyceae; Ectocarpales; Ectocarpaceae.